AUGGAUGGAGUAAUCUCGUGGAGUGAAUUCUACAGAGCUGGUGGUGCUUUUAUGGAGAGAUGGAAUAGAUUGAAUUCGAGUUUGCCACCAUGGUCAUGGGUGUCUUCUUCUUCUUCUUCGAAACAACACUUGAAUCUGGGUGUUGCUUCGUCCCAGUCUCAUCAUCAAAAUCAAAUGAAUGGAUACUUAGUCCAAGAAAAGCUAUGCCUUCCUGUUCAUAACUCAACAACACAAAGAGAUGGCACUUUUCAGGAAGACCUUGAUAUGGAAGAGGAGAUCACCUUCACUGAGGAAGAAGAACCUGUUGAUAGUGCGACAUUGGUUGAAAGCAAUAAUGGUGUUGGAGUACAUUACUAUGAUUUCCAUAUAGUCUACAGUGCUUCAUAUCGAGUUCCAGUGUUAUACUUUCGUGCUUACUGUAUUGAUGGGCAACCUUUGAAACUGGAAGAGAUUGAAAAAGACUUACCUUCAUCCUCAUCCAAGGUUUUGGUGGAAUCAAAGUGGACCUUCAUAACUCAGGAGGAGCAUCCAUACUUGAACAGACCAUGGUACAAGUUACAUCCAUGUGGGACGAGUGAGUGGAUGAAGUUGCUUUUUCAAAGUGACACGUGUGUAGCUAAACAUGGUUUAUCAAUUGAACUAUAUCUGUUUUCAUGGCUAUCGGUAGUUGGCCAAGUAUUUGGUCUUAGAAUCCCACCUGAACUGUUCAAUCAUCAACAUCAAUUGUGAUUAAAACAUUAGAGUGAAAUAACCUAAAAAUGAAUCUAUUCUUUCUCAUGCUUGUAUUGAAGUAUCUAUUUCUUUAGUGAAUUCCAAGAUAUAAUUGCAUUGCA
Molecule: messenger RNA, 833 nt
Organism: Cannabis sativa
Lineage: Eukaryota; Viridiplantae; Streptophyta; Magnoliopsida; Rosales; Cannabaceae
Product: ubiquitin-like-conjugating enzyme ATG10
Exons: 6
Coding region: 1-729 (242 amino acids)
Biological process (GO): protein modification by small protein conjugation; macroautophagy; protein lipidation
Cellular component (GO): intracellular anatomical structure
Molecular function (GO): Atg12 transferase activity
Source: RefSeq, a predicted model, not a curated record